AUGAAAGUUGUUGAAUACCAUGAGGAGCAACGUGCCAUCGGACUUGCUCGGCCAGUGCUUGGAUCAGUUCUCUUGGACGACACCAUCUACAUUGUCAGCGACACCAUGAUCUGGUCACUUACCAAUGAUGCACUCAAGAACGAGCAUCCACAACUCACAGCAUUGGCACGAGUACCAACAAUGACAGUGAUAACGCUACCAGCGACGCUUUACACCGACAAAACCACCAUCGAAGAUGAAGGCUUCUUCAUCAUGGAUGAUACCUUUACAAUAUACAGUUACGCUAUUAAAACUCGUCAGCUGAUGUCAAUACCGUCCGCGCACAAUCAUACAACGACGGCUCUGGUACCUGCUCCUCGUACUGGACAUGCUAGCGUGUCUUCAGUUGAUUAUCAGCAUUUGUUUCUUUACGGUGGAAAACCCAUUGAAAAAAACGGCACCACCACCACCACAGCAACAACAACGUCUGCAUUAGAUACUACAUUCUGGAAAUAUAAUCUAGUUAAGCAGCAAUGGUCACCUCUAGCGGAUCAUCCAAGCAAAGACGGUCGUGGAUAUUAUGGUCAUACCAUGAGCAUGCUUAGCAACGGCCAGUUGGUAGUCUUAGGUGGAGCAAAAGCGUGUGGUCAGAAUGAUGAGCUGGUUGACCUUGCGAAUGCAAUAGUAUACGACACUCACAGUGGCCAAUGGCAUGAAAAAACUCUGGGUGGACGCGUUCCUGCAUCACGAAUGUACCACAGUGAAAUUGUCAUUUGUGGAGGUCAAGAUAAUGUUCCUCCACCUUUUCAUACGUACUUGUCAGCAGAUCAGCAGCACUUGGAAGAAAUGACAGCUUUGUUAAACACCAAAACAUGGGAAUGGCAAGCAGUAAUUCCUUCUACAAAUAACCAGCCGCUACCACAGUCUAUGGCGUCUGCCCUGCUUAUCGAUGGUACCAAAAUGCUUUACGGUCUUGGUCAAAGCUAUCAAACCAUACAUGAUGGCUUAUAUAUUUUGGAUAGUGAAACAUUAGAAUGGUUACCACGUGGAGCACUUGGUUCUUCUUCGACUGCAUGGCUCGGGUCUGGAGACGAACUUGCAUCUUCAGCAGCCAUGCUGAGCGCUGCCGUCAUCAUUGCAUUGUGCUUUGCCGUAAUAGCGGUGAUUGUUCUUAUUUGGUUGUUGUGGAGACUAGGGCGAAAAGCUAUCCUUCAAGGUAUCUCAUCGAUUAAGCAUGAGUUGUGGGAUCCCAGACCCGGUGAGCCUGGAUGGACCGAGUUCGCUCGCUUGGCGUUAAAGUUUACUUUUGGCGCGUAUAUGGUCUACCUCGUACUAUCUCUAACCAGACAGAUCAUCCAUAGUCCCAUCAUCGAUCAGCAGUACUAUGAUGAAACUACAGAUGGAUCAAUCUACGUACCUGAUGUCCGAUUCUGCUUUGAUGACUAUCAGCAAACAGAACCGUAUGUCCGGUGUGCUACAGAUUAUGGCAUGCAAUGUUCACAAUACUUGCAAACCUUCUACCCGCCUACAGCGCGCGAACGAGUAUGCAUCUUAUUUCGAGCGCCUGAUACCGUACGGCUGGCUUCGCCCGUUCAUCGACAAGCAGAAGGAUCGUAUCUAAAGUUCGACUAUUACGGCAACGUAACCCAAGUUCAAAUUAGUCUUUACCACCGAGACCAUGAUCCGAAUCUCGAAAUUUACAAUUUAAAAAAAGAAAACGACGGCGAUGAUAUGUUUGAAUGGACGUCACCUUAUGAAGAAAGCCACUUUCGUGCAGCUGAGUCAACAACAUACCAUCAUUACCAGGAGCAACAGCACUUGGUGACAGCCAACCGGGUACACACAGGCAGCUAUGCACUCGGCAAACGCAUUGUAUUAAAAGAAGACUCAUGGUGGAACUAUAUUGGGUACGCCUCAGACACGGCUACAUGGCACCAAAUCACCAGCUCCAAACUGAUAUCAGAAUCAUCUCCACCUACAUACGUGACGGGUGGCGGCGGUGGCAAGCAACCACUAGGCUCACUCCAUUUGUUUCCAGAACGAUAUACAACCCAGAUCACGGCAGAGCAGCGUGCCUUUACUGUCGUUCAAGCGAUUGGCGUUUUGGGUGGUGUGUUUGGUUUGCUGGUAACAGCUCAACAUUGGCUAUUUGGUUACCGUCCACGAUCACCUUGGGGCGUUAUUCAACGGUGGUCGAUAGGACAGAUGCGUCUAUCACUUCUUCAAGGCCUGCUCAGUAAAUUCCAGCAAAAGCAUGAAAACGUUCCUAUUGUGCACCCGCUACUAAAGAGAACAUCGUCAUCAGCGACACACGUCGAACGAAUGGCCCACUUGGAAGAUCGGUUACAUACGCUCGAGCAGUUGUUCCAGGCGUAUUACAUCGAUGAUGAAAUAUUUCAAUCAUUAGAUCAAGCGUUUACUCGACCAACGUCUGCAAAUAAUAGCAAGGCGCCUAAUGAUAGCUUAUUACGACUCCGUCUGCCAUCUUUCAAAAAAGCAAAACAUUCCACUUCGUUGUAA
Zychaea mexicana is the source of this 2499-nucleotide messenger RNA. RefSeq lists its product as uncharacterized. The transcript has 7 exons. The record is from RefSeq and is a predicted model, not a curated record. NCBI's taxonomy places the organism in Eukaryota, Fungi, Mucoromycota, Mucoromycetes, Mucorales, Lichtheimiaceae. Gene Ontology annotation, molecular function: protein binding. Bases 1 to 2499 code for a protein of 832 amino acids.